Molecule: messenger RNA, 2220 nt
Organism: Pristis pectinata (smalltooth sawfish)
Lineage: Eukaryota; Metazoa; Chordata; Chondrichthyes; Rhinopristiformes; Pristidae
Exons: 7
Coding region: 686-1966 (426 amino acids)
Source: RefSeq, a predicted model, not a curated record
GGGGUGGAUUUAUCCCCAGACUUUAAACUUUAUACCUUUUCAUCCUCACCUCACAAUUAGAACAUAGAACACUACAGCACAGUGCAGGCCGUUCAGCCCACAAUGUUGGGCCGACAUUUUAUCCUGCUCUAAGAUCUAUCUAACCCUUUCCUCCCUCAUAGCCCCUCAUUUCUCUAUCAUUCAUGUGUCUAAGAGUCUCUUAAGUGUCCCCCUUGCUCCAGUUGUUAUUACUCAGUCCUGCCAAUGAAAAUUACUUCAAUUUAUUUUUUACAUGUACUGAGAAUAUUUCAAAAUCUUAAGGUUUCAAGUGCUGGCUCACUGUGGUUUCAAUGUCAAGCUUCCUGCGGCCUUCUUCCUCUCAAACAUUUUAAUCUUUUAAUCUUCACUUCAAAGUUCAUAAUAACCCUCUUGCUUGUGUUACCCAGUCUUAAUACCAUUUUAACUCUCUUCUUGUCAUAACUGACAUCAGUCAAUGGAAACUGCCUUAAUAUUAUCUGGUUAGUAUAACUGAGAGGAAUUCAAUUUCUCAGGUUUCAGACUUCAUCACCAAGGUUCACUAAUCAGACUUCCUCCUGCCUUCUUCCUCAUUUAUUUUCUAUGUAGCAUUUCUAUUAGACAGUUAUUUUGCCCCGAGGACUUAGAGCUGAGCAAAGGACAUGUGCUGGUGUGGACUCUGAAUAAAACAAUGUGGAUUCUGAUUCUUCUUAUCUGUUCCCCACCCGUUUCAGGUACAUUGUCGAUAAAAAGUAAUGUAGCAGGAGUUGUGGGAAGAGCGAUCACAGUCGAUUGUCACUAUGCAGCAACAUACCGCUCUCACACGAAGUAUUGGUGCCAUGGGUGGAGUCGCUCCUGUGAAGUUUUAGUGGAAACAAACGGACAACACGAACGGAGGGGAAGAGUGUCAAUCACAGAUAACCCAGCACAGGGAAUAUUUACUGUUACUGUGGAGGAUCUUCACUCUGAAGAUACAGGAUGGUACAGCUGUGGGAUUACAACAUACGGCUACGAUCCAAUACUUAACGUACAUCUACAAGUAUCUGACGAACCCGUGUCUGUUCCUGUGCUUGGAUUUCUUUCACCAGCAAACGUCUCGUGUGUUGGGGGCUCAGUGUUAGUGUCCUGUGAGUCUGUCCAGGGAUCCCUUCCCAUUCAGUACACAUGGUAUGAAAGGACCCCGUCCGUGGAUUCAAAGAUCUCAAAUAGCAGUAAACUGGACCUACGUUGUCAAUCCUUCAAACACCUACACCAUGAAUAUUACUGCAGAGCUUCAAAUAGUCAUGGAAAAAAAUCAAGUGGAAUUGUUGAUGUGAUAAUAAUCAACAAAGCAAAUAGCAUCUUUAGUUAUUUGAUACAAUUCAAUGGAACUGAAAAGGAAUAUUCUGCAAGAAGAAAAUUAUACUGUGCAGAAAAUCCACCUGGUGGAAGGAACAACACAUCCACAAGUAACCCUGGAACAAAAUCCAAUGAAGAGGUUGACUUCAUCAGUUCAGGGAAGUGUGGAAAUGUAACAAAAAUCAAUAACAAUGAAACAACAGUAACCACACAAACUGUAAAUUCAGACGUGACUUCCAACCAUACUCAAAACCAAUAUAUUGCAAGUUACGGGAUAUGGAGCAUGGGGCGCUGGCUGCUCUUCGCUUUGUUGGGGAUCUGGAGUAUCUCAGUUACAUGGUUCACGAGAGAAACUAAGUUUCGGAAGCCAUCCUGGGCAGUGGAGCUGGAAGAGCUGCUGGCUUACAGCCCCAGUGACCUGGGCUCAAUCCUGACUUCCAGCACUGUCCGUGUUAAGUUUGCUCGUUCUCCCUGUGAUCACCUGAGUUUCUUCAGUUUCCUCCCGCACUCCAAGGUUGUGCAGGUUGGUAUGUUAAUCAGCCACUGUAACUUGCCCCUGUUGUGUAGGGGAGGGGGAGAAUCAGGGCAUGUUGUUGGGAAUGUGAGGAGAAUAGGUUACAAACAACAUCAGUGAGGGAAUGGGGCUGGUUCUGUGAACCAGCAUAGACUCAAUGGACUGACUGGUCUUCCAGGUCCCAGGGAAAUGUGCCCCUUGCCACACUGUAGGGAGAUAUUGGGUAACUGUUUCAAUGACUUCAUUGUGUGUUUAGUAAUACUUUUUUUCUCUCUUCCUAUAAUGUUGUAAAGUGUUUUAAGGUAUUUUAAUGUGUUAACAUACUCCAUAGAUCAAAAUGCAUUUUUGCUGUAACUAACUUUGAAAGUAAUCGA